AUGGCGCUUGACGAUACAGGCAACGAGGAGGAGUUUCAAGGGGACCCCAGGGCUCUGCUAGAGAUCGACGAUGACGAUGAGAUCGAGCAACGCUUUUCUCGGGCCUUAGCCGCCAUUGACGAAGUUUCCAGUGGUGGUGGUCAGAUUCAGCUUCGAAAGGUUCUCCAGAGCACGCAAGGAGAGCUCCGCGAGCUCCGUGAUGAGUACCGCACUACGAAGAAGCAAAACAACGUUCUUUAUACUCUGCUUCCCGCGAACAAGAGGCGGGACUUCGACAGAGGUCUUUCCCUCGAGACCAUCAUUUAUCAGGCGAAGUUUCUAUCUCUUGGUCGCUUGUUCCCCCUUAUUGUUCGCCCUUGGGUGAAAGAGGGUUCCAUCCCGCCAUCUCCUCUAGCCCGGGAUGUUGACCCUGCUUCUCCUGACCGCUGGGCGAAUUCACAGGCUGAGGUCCUUGCUGCUAUGGCCGAUGUCUACAAAUUUCUUGAUGAUGACCCUUUGCGUGAUCUCAUUGAACAGGAUGAUAACAGCAAGGAGCACGAGUUCAACAACGUUGUAGAGGAAAGAGGUAAACAGAGUGUAUGGAGCCCCUCCGAGUCGGCGACCAGCAGGAAAGAGAGUCUGAGGAACUCGAACGUCAAAGUCUCAGCUUAA
This is a messenger RNA of Coniophora puteana RWD-64-598 SS2, 651 nucleotides long. RefSeq lists its product as uncharacterized. The record is from RefSeq and is a predicted model, not a curated record. NCBI's taxonomy places the organism in Eukaryota, Fungi, Basidiomycota, Agaricomycetes, Boletales, Coniophoraceae. The transcript is spliced from 2 exons. Bases 1 to 651 code for a protein of 216 amino acids.